AGCUGACAUAGAUACUGAACAACCACUGCCCGCACUGUUUAUAUAUUUACAACAAAAGUAAAAAUAUAACCGGACAUGGAAAACGCCUCACAAACCGACGAACCUCUUCCAAGAUGGCUCCGAGGUCGGCCGCGCUGCGCAUGCGCAGACACCGUCGUGCGCAGGUUUGCGCCAAGUGUGCGGAGGAUGUGGCGAGUGUCGCUGGACGCGCAGAGCUGCUCCAUCACAACAACUACCAUCGCCGUUAUUAUCUCCGACGCUUUCACAGUCUGAACGGCUUCGGUCUCACAGCUUCGGUCUGUUCCCCGGGAGCUUCUCGGUGCCGCAGAGGUUUCGUGUCCCCGCGCCAUGGAAGAGGGCGGUCUGGCGUCUUUGUCCCGCGUCUUUGCGAGCUGCCAUCGCGGGCAGGAGGAACAGGCAACACGCAGGCUAGGCCUCAGCUAGGCCCCUCACCGCUUUUCUCUUCGUUUCUCCUGCUCGCUGACACCGGUGCCGUUUUUUGUUGUUGCUCUGGAAAAUACGCGUCCGCUUGACUUUGAAAUUGCUCCUUUUGAAAAUACGCGGUUGAUUUUUUUGGUUGUUUCAUUUUGGAUGGUGAAAGACUGUUAGCUCUCCACCUAACUGGCUAAACGGUUGCCUAGCACAACACUGGCAUCGACGCGACUUUAGAGGAUUAUCUCUGUUCAUAACGACCCGCGAUGAGCGGUCACCGGUCCAACACCUUUCUCUGAGAGGAAGGCUCUUCUCGGGCUGAAAGAUUUGGACGUUAUUGGUUUGGAAAGGUUACGGGCAAAGCUCCGCAGCUAAGCGGACUGAACUGACUGCUAACACUCGGCAGUGUGAAUGUGGGGUAAAAUGGAGACCCCGACGAUUGUGUACGAUCUGGAUACCUCCGGUGGUCUGAUGGAGCAAAUUCAAACUUUGCUCGCACCCCCGAAGUCGGAGGAUGGAGAGAAGAGUAGGAGAAAACUGGACCGCAGCACCAGGAGAACGGGCCGAGCGACCAACCACGACACCUGCGACAGCUGCCGUGAAGGGGGGGACCUCCUGUGCUGUGACCACUGCCCCGCCGCCUUCCACCUGCAGUGCUGUAACCCACCGCUUAGCAGGGAAAUGCUGCCCCCUGGUGACUGGAUGUGCCAUCGCUGUACAGUUCGUAAGAAGAAACGAGAACAGAAGAAAGAGCAGAUCAACGGCCUCAUGCUGGCGAAGCAGGCGCCGUCCCCGGCCACCGAGCUGGACCUGGGGACCCUCCGGCUGGACCCCGCCGUGGCCGUGGGAGGCACGGGCCUCCGUGCGGCCGUGGCCCAGGUCCGGCUCCUAGAACGGCGGCCCAGCAGCCGGCCGGCCACCCCCACCUCCAACGCUUCCUCGACGGACACGCCCACGCUCUCAGAGCAGAACGACAUGGAGGAGGACCUGCUUGACGUGGAGGACGAGGCCCAGGGCUCGGAGCCCGAGAGUGCAGGCGCGCCUGCCACCCUAAAAAGGCCCUUCGACCUGCUGAUCGCCGCCGCCAUGCAGAGGAACCCCACGCAGUUCCAGCUCCCCAACGACCUCACCUGCACUACCGCACUUCCAGGAACCAGCAAGAAGAGGAGGAAAGAAGAGAUGACUGGGAAGAAUGUCAAACGGCCUCAGCACGAGCUGGACCACUACGGGCUGGUCCCACUGCCCGUCAAAGUGUGUUACGCCUGCAGCAGGAGCUGCAGGAUGGCGCCGCUGAUCCAGUGCGAUUACUGCCCGCUGCUGUUCCACAUGGACUGCCUGGACCCGCCGCUCACUGCCAUGCCCGCGGGCCGGUGGAUGUGCCCCAAUCACAUUGAACACUUGGUGCUGAAUCAGAGAAGCCUGACACUGAGCAACCGCUGCCAGCUGUUUGACCAGUUUCAGGACCGCAUAUCCCAGCAUGCCGUCAAAGUGGACUUCCUGCAGCGAAUACACCGGCAGCACCCGCCUACACGGCGAGCAUUGCACAGUCGUAGCAAGAAAGCCUUGAAGGUCCCAGACGCCAUCAAAUCGCAGUACCAGAACCCACCUGUGAUGAUCCCCCCUGCCAGAAUCCGGGACGGCGAGCUAAUCUGCUCAGGCGUUCUGGACGCUUCUGCCACUCAGCAUUAUACCAGCGCCGAUGAGCAGCACCAGUGGCUCCGAGAUGUGGUCUCGCUGCAGUGCAGCAUCAUGAGGCACCUGUCUGCCAGGCAGUGGGAGUCUGCGCAGGCAGAGAGAGCGGAAGUGAAGCCCAGCGCGGCCUCGGACGAGCCCGGCCCUCGCUGCCUUACGUGCGGCAAGCCGGAGGUCAGCGUCAACUCCGUUGAGGGGCACGCGGCCUGCACGGACAGGACUUGCCGGAGCUGCGGGACCGCCAACGGCCCAAUGGUGAAAUCGGCCCACGCCAACGGUGGACAGGUCUGCCCUGCUGCCUUGGAUGACCCCCAGCACAGGCUAGGCGAGCUCCCCGGACUCAGCCCUGACGCGCCCCGCCCACACGUGACGCCCGCGUCCCCUGAACUGGCCAAUCACACCAGCCCUGCGCUCGUUAAGACUGAGGACCCGACUUUGAAGUCCUGUCCCACCUCAGAGCCCUUGGUCUCUGUGUGUGUUAAAUCUGAACCCAGCCCCCCUCCAGCUCACGGUCUAAGGACUUCCCCGAGCUCACAGGGGGGGCAAAUGUCUCUGAUGGGUAAACGGUUGACAUCGUCUCACGCCUCUGAGACACUCGCCAUGACAUCUCCACAAGUGGCCCCGGACAGUAGUAUCAGCUGCCAGUUAUCUUCAGCACUCUCCACUGAUGGAAAGUUUAACAGCGACACGGCAGCACAGAGUGCCGGCUCGGAGCUAUUAAACUUGGGAGACCUCGCCAACUGCCUGAAGGCUAUGAUGAAGGGGUCUGGAGAGAUCGAGCUCAACGCCCUGGACGAGAGGUUCGUCAAGCUCCUGGCCUGGCAGCGGAUCCAGCAGCUGUUUGAGCCCAAAGCUCCUCCCGCUCCCAGCGGUGCGGCAUCAUCUCCUGCUGCUGCCUCCUUUGUGCGCCAGAGCCAGCGUAUGGCAGCACAAAACAAGGACGUCCAGGCCAGAGCUACGUUUUAUCCCCUGUCUGGGAAAGGGGCAGCAGUCAGCAUGUCGUACAGAAGCCUUUACAUCGGAACUGGUGCUGACAUGGACGUGUGCCUUACCAAUUACGGCCAUUGCAAUUACGUAUCGGGAAAACACGCUUGCAUCUUUUACGACGAGAACACGAAACAGUACGAGCUGCUGAACUACAGCGAGCAUGGCACGACGGUGGACAACGUGCUGUACUCGUGCGACUUCUCCGAGAAGACAGGGCCACGCCCAUCCAGCAGCCUGGUGACCAAAGUGCAGAAUAUUAUUCGCCGCUGUAAGAAGCGGAAGCAGCCGGACGAGGGCAGCGUCCUUCCCCGGGGCGGCGUGAUGAGCAGCCAGGCCGACGAACCGCCCGCCGGCCCCUGCGGCUGCAAGGCCAGCGGCUCGAGCCUGAUCGGGGGCAGCGGAGCCGGCUGGGAAGGCACGGCUCUCCUCCACCACGGCAGCUGCGUCAAGCUGGGCUGCCUCCAGUUCAUCUUCAGCGUCACAGAGUUCGCCAGCAGGCAGCCCAAAGAGGAAGAGGCCGCCGGCGCCGUGGGCUGCAGCCACGUACCCGUGCCCGGCCAGCAGGGGGAGCCGCUGGCCAAGACCAUCUCCCAGAUCCACCAAGUGCCACUGCUGCACUACAACCCCAUUCCUUAGCCCCCUCCAACUCCUAACCCGCCUCCCAGAGCUCAGACUUGUACAAAAUGUACGCUUGUUUUGUAAUUAUUUAAUUGUUCAUACAUUUGCAUGAGGUGAAGUAUUUGGUUGUUUUUUCCCCCUCUCUACGGAGGAUCUGAUUUUGUGGGCAAGUUGCACAUAGAACCUUUUCUUUGUGUAUGUAAAUGCAAAAAGUUGAGUUCCUCGAGUUUGCAUUUUUAAAAGGGAAUUUGGGGCGUUCUUGAUAUUCUGAGAACCAAUGCGGAGGCAAGAAGUUUCCACUUGUAAAGAAAGCAGAACACGUUCUAUUUUGUGCCAGUACCGAUAGUUUUUAUAUAAACAUGCUUUUUUUUUCCCAUAAAAUUAAAACUUUUUAUUUACUCAUUUUUAUUUAAUGUGUACUGUAUUUGGAGUAUAGUAACGUUCCGGUGUUCCUUCUCGCUACCUUGACAGUAGCCUCCCUCUGUUUGGAUGCGUCCACGUUGUAUAUAUGUCUAUGUAUCUGUCCAUGUACCUGUGUGAAUAUACAAAUAUCCACACAUCAGAUCGAUAUGAAAGGAAUCCGUUGUUCAAACCCCAGAGAGGGAAGUGCUGGGUUCCGUGUGUGUAUAUAUACACCAUUUUGGCUUUUAUAUUUGAUGUUCUGUAGCUAUCAAAGUGUUACGUCCUCCUUUUCUCCGAUACUGUAGUCAUUAUGUAUAUGUCUGUUUCAAAGAGAUUUCAUCAGAACAGUUUCAUGUACCCUGUAAUUACAAUUUUGACCAGUUUCCUGUCUGUCAAACAAUGUAAAUAUCUACAGAUUUUAAAUAACAUGCUUUAGAAACACUGA
Molecule: messenger RNA, 4576 nt
Organism: Electrophorus electricus (electric eel)
Lineage: Eukaryota; Metazoa; Chordata; Actinopteri; Gymnotiformes; Gymnotidae
Gene: phf12a
Product: PHD finger protein 12a
Biological process (GO): negative regulation of transcription by RNA polymerase II
Cellular component (GO): nucleus; Sin3-type complex
Molecular function (GO): transcription corepressor activity; protein binding
Source: RefSeq, a predicted model, not a curated record